Messenger RNA from Arabis nemorensis, 1434 nucleotides. NCBI's taxonomy places the organism in Eukaryota, Viridiplantae, Streptophyta, Magnoliopsida, Brassicales, Brassicaceae. The record is from the annotation of a GenBank genome assembly.
AUGCAAUUGGCGAUCUCUCUCCCAACCUCAUCCACUUCUCAUUUCUUCCCUCGCCGACGCGUCCAUGCAAUUCCCCAAUCUCGACGCUUUUCCGGUGCUCGAUCUUCCUCCGAAGAACCAAACCGUCGAAAGAAUCAAACAGGCGUCAUCAUCAUCGGCGCCGGACUCGCCGGUUUAGCCGCCGCAACUCGGCUCACAUCCGAACGAAUCCCUUUCCUACUCUUAGAAGCUUCCGACGGCGUCGGUGGCCGUGUCCGUACAGAUAUCAUCGACGGCUACUUUCUCGACAGAGGAUUUCAGAUUUUCAUCACUGCGUAUCUCGAAGCUAAGAAGCUUCUAGAUUACGAAAAGCUUGAUUUACAGAGAUUCUACGCCGGAGCUAAAGUUUUCUACGGCGGAGAAUUUCACACCGUAGCUGAUCCUCUCCGACAUUUAUGGGAUUCGGUAGCGUCACUCACUAAUCCGAUCGGAUCCGUCGUGGACAAAGGGCUUAUCGCGUUGACGAGGGCUAGAGUUCUGAUCAAAUCAAACGAAGAGAUAUUGAAUGCCGCCGACGAAGUGCCGACCAUUGAUCUCCUCCGGAAGAUCGGUUUCUCCGACGAGAUCCUUGAUCGGUUUUUCCGGCCAUUCUUCGGCGGAAUUUUCUUCGACAGAGACCUCGAGACGACGUCUAAGCUCUUCGAUUUCAUUUUCCGGUGUCUUGCUCUCGGAGAAAACACGCUUCCGGCAAUGGGUAUCGGAGAAAUCCCUAACCAAUUGGCCGCGAAAUUACCCGCUAAUUCCGUCUUGUUGAACACAAGGGUCGCUUCGAUCGAGUAUCCAAACGGGUCGGAUUCGGAUCCACCUACCGUGAGACUCCAAGACGGCGGCGUGUUGAAGGCAGAGCUAGGUGUCAUAGUCGCCGUUGAGCAACCCGAAGUAGAUAAGCUUCUUGUUGGGAUCAGAGAACCGGUUCUGAUUAAACCGGCUCGGAGCACGAUUUGCUUUUACUUCACAGCUGAACCGAACCAGAUACCUGUACAAGAUCCGGUUCUAUUUCUCAACGGGUCAAAUACCGGUAUUAUCAACAACAUGUUCUUCGCUACAAACGUUGCUCGGACAUACGCACCGCCGGGAAAGGCUCUGGUUUCGGUUUCAUUGAUCGGUCUGUUCGAGGAUAGAUCCGAUGAUGAUUUAGCAGCUGAGGUUAUCCGGGAGCUAUCGGGCUGGUUCGGUGAGUCUUUGGUUAUGUCAUGGAAACAUUUGGAAACUUACCGGAUACCGUUCGCUCAACCGAACCAAUGUCCGCCCACUGAUUUGGUUAAGAGUCCUCGGAUCGGCUCAGGUCUUUACUUGAGCGGUGAUUACAUGACUUCUGCUACGUUUGAUGGGGCUUUGGUCUCUGGGAGACGAGCCGUGGAAGUUUUGCUACGAGAAAAGAGACUAAUCAAAUAG